Morus notabilis is the source of this 1354-nucleotide messenger RNA. RefSeq lists its product as uncharacterized. The record is from RefSeq and is a predicted model, not a curated record. The coding region runs from base 126 to 1217 and encodes 363 amino acids. NCBI's taxonomy places the organism in Eukaryota, Viridiplantae, Streptophyta, Magnoliopsida, Rosales, Moraceae. The transcript is spliced from 5 exons.
CCGUGGGAUCGACCCCCCGAAGUGGCACAAUCUCAAACACACAAAUAAGAGAGAGAAAAAGCGAGAAGAGAGAGAGAGAGAGAGAGAGCUCUUGCGCUCAGCUCCGUUCUUCUUCAUCUUCUUUAAUGGCGGCCACAGCUCGAGCUUUCGUUCUCUCUCGCUUCACGGACCUAUCUCUCAGGCCUCGCCAACCUCCCCAACCACCUCCACCACCGCAUCGCCUAACGAGAACUGCGUUUCCGUUCUUGCAGCGGCAUCGUUUCGCGAAGGCUAAGGUUUUUUGCCUUAUCUCCGGCGUGGACGGCGGCGGAGUCUCCGACGAGUUCGUUUCGACGAGGAGGUCCAGCUUUGACCGCGGCUUCUCGGUAAUCGCCAAUAUGCUCAAGCGGAUAGAGCCAUUGGACACGGCGGUUAUCUCCAAGGGCGUUUCUGAUUCAGCCAAGGACUCGAUGAAGCAGACGAUCUCAACCAUGCUAGGUUUGCUCCCGUCCGAUCAGUUCGCCGUGACGGUUAACGUUUCUAAAGGCCCUCUCGAUCGCCUUCUAGGGUCUUCGAUCAUUACCGGGUAUACACUGUGGAACGCGGAGUACCGAAUAUCUUUGAUGAGGAAUUUUGAUAUUCCGAUGGAGAAUUCGGAGAACUUGAAUCGGUCGAAGAAGCAGGGAGCUUCCGAAGGGCAGGAAAUUGAGGAUAAGGACAGUGAAAGAGGUUUCGAAACGAGUAUCGAAGAGUUAGAGACAACAAGUCCUCAGGUUUUCGGGAACCUAUCUCCUGAAGCUUUGAACUAUAUUCAACGGUUGCAAUCAGAGUUAUCCGUCGUCAAGGAGGAACUGAAUGCUCGAAAGCAGGAAAAUUCACGAAUAGAAUUUAGCAGAGAACAUAGGAAUGAUCUGUUGGAUUAUCUACGGUCAUUAGAUUCUAAUAUGGUGACAGAACUGUCCAAGCCAUCCUCGAUAGAGGUAGAGGAAAUAAUUCACCAGCUUGUUCAAAACACAUCGCAGAGAUUCUUCAAAGAUGAUGGUGAAGCAAAUUUUAUGGGAGAGUCUGUCCCAGGGAACAGAGAAAACUUCCCUGUUGUCAAUGAUGAAUCUUGCAACACCAUAGGCACCUCACGUGAUUACCUAGCGAAGCUGCUUUUCUGGUGUAUGCUAUUGGGUCAUCAUUUAAGAGGCUUGGAGAACAGAUUACACUUGAGUUGCGUUGUUGGAUUGUUGUAAAGAGAGAGAGAAGAGAGAGUGGGAAACUUGUAUAUUCUACACCCUUUUCUCCUUUUUCUUCUUUUUUGUAUCCAUGCCAAUGCUUAUUUAUAUUGCUAUAUAUUUCUUUUUAAUCUAAAGUGAAACAUUCGAGUUUA